Loa loa (African eye worm) is the source of this 396-nucleotide messenger RNA. RefSeq lists its product as hypothetical. The record is from RefSeq and is a predicted model, not a curated record. The transcript is spliced from 3 exons. Gene Ontology annotation, molecular function: protein dimerization activity. The coding region runs from base 1 to 396 and encodes 131 amino acids. Lineage: Eukaryota; Metazoa; Nematoda; Chromadorea; Rhabditida; Onchocercidae.
AUGCAGUCGGUGCAAAAAUGUGAGAGCAAAACUACUGGACAAGAUGUGGUGAAACGAACAAAACGGAAAUAUCGUUGUCGAGUUCGAAGUCCGGAAACCAUCCGACGAACGAAGCAAAUUCGUCGAAGUAAAGCGAAUGCUCGCGAACGCCGUCGGAUGCAUAAUUUAAACGAGGCACUGGAAAAGUUACGACGCACAUUACCACAACUUCCAGAUGAACCGAAGCUGACUAAAAUUGAAACUCUUCGAAUGGCCAACAAUUAUAUUUAUGCCUUAAGGCAGAUCCUCAACGAUGGUCAAGAAGAAGAAGAAGAAGGUGGAACAGUGGCUGCAAGUCAUCUUGGGCAGUCAUUUUAUGUCUCGGUUGAUAACAAGCUGAGUACCCUAAAACGUUGA